UUCGCGCGACUCCGACUAUACGAAGCAGCGAUACGUCUGCUAUACUCUCUAACCUAUACGUUACCUACUCCAUAAGUAUAUACAGUCUUGCGCGGCGCAACGCAUCUACUCACCUGUGAUAAUAUCAUUUAAGCAUUUCUCAUGCCAAUUAUGCCUAUCGGGCCGAAUUUCGGCAGUCUAGUUGUAAGUCAUUUGCGUAAAUCGAUCUUCAAUGGACAGAGAAUGAUGUCAAGCUCCGCCAAUGUUGUCAAGUCACUCGUGUACAAAGAAUACGGUGAACCGGCGGACGUUCUUCAAAUAAGAACCGAUUGUCUCCAAGCGCCAAGUCAAAAACACGUUACGGUCAAGUGGCUCUAUGCGCCGGUCAAUCCAGCCGACAUCAACACGAUACAAGGUAAAUAUCCUAGCAAACCGCCGCUACCCGCAGUUGCUGGUAACGAAGGUGUCGGCCAAAUAGUCGCCGUUGGCCCAGACAUCCGCAACUUGUGCCCUGGCGACAAAGUCGUGCCCAAUGGAGUUAAUAAAGGAACGUGGCAAACGCACGGAAUAUAUGAAUCUCAUGAGCUGUUCAAGAUACAUAGCCAAAUGGAUACCGCCGUGGCCAGCAUGCUCAAUGUAAAUCCAUGCACAGCCUACAGAAUGCUCAAAGACUUUGUCGCUCUGAAAGAGGGGGACACAAUCAUUCAAAACGGCGCUAAUUCAGCUGUAGGCCAAUUCGUUAUUCAACUCUGCAGGAUAUGGGGGUUCAAAAGCGUCAACGUUAUUCGCGAAAGACCCGACGUUCAGAACUUGAAGGACCAGCUCUUGUGCCUGGGCGCCGACGUCGUUCUGACGGAGCAAGAGUUGAGAACGACCGAUAUUUUUAAAAGCAAACAGUUGGCCCAGCCCAAGUUGGCAUUAAAUUGCGUGUGCGGUAAAAGCGCAGCGGAAGUUCAAAGGCACCUCGGACACGCUGGAAUUAUGGUGACCUACGGAGCCAUGUCAAGAGAGCCACUGACCGUGCCGGCCUCGUCCUUAAUCUUCAAGGACAUUAGCUUCAAAGGUUUUUGGAUGACUGCCUGGACCAAUCGGAAUGCAGAUACGGCCGAGCGACACAGAAUGCUCGACGAAUUGCAACAAUUAUUUAUAGACAAUAAAUUACAAGCUCCGGCGUAUCAGCUUGUUCCAUUUGGAGACUACAAGGAAGCAGUGACGAAUGCUUUGAAACCAGGUGGUCAGAAAAAUAUAAAAUAUAUAUUAGAUUUAACGAGUUGCGGGUAAAUAACGUGAUAAGCCUUUUUUAUGAUAUUUUUAUUGAUCAAAAUAAAGACAAACACGA
This is a messenger RNA of Phymastichus coffea, 1318 nucleotides long. RefSeq names its product enoyl-[acyl-carrier-protein] reductase, mitochondrial. Gene Ontology annotation, biological process: fatty acid metabolic process. The coding region runs from base 142 to 1260 and encodes 372 amino acids. The record is from RefSeq and is a predicted model, not a curated record. The transcript is spliced from 5 exons. NCBI's taxonomy places the organism in Eukaryota, Metazoa, Arthropoda, Insecta, Hymenoptera, Eulophidae. Gene Ontology annotation, molecular function: trans-2-enoyl-CoA reductase (NADPH) activity. Gene Ontology annotation, cellular component: mitochondrion.